AUGGCUGAGCCCGGCCAAAAGAGAGGAAGUGUCCGACUUGUGGCGUUCAGGGCACGUCUGUGGGAGGCGGUGGCGUCAGGAGGACAGAGCCCGGAUGCCCGGCCCUCGGCCCGCUGGCGCCCACAAAGGCCCAGCUUGCUCCUGCUGGGCCUGUGUCCCGCGCCCCGACGCAUCCUCCCGAGGCCGGGUCUUCCCUCCCGCAUCCCGCCGACCCUCCGCCGCUCACCUCGCCUAGGCCUCUGGGGUUCCGUGGGCUGCAGGCGGGAGGCUCCGGAACUGCCAAAGCCUGACAGCAGCUUGGGGUCUGGACUCGCCCGAGGUGCUGCCUGGGCCAACCUCAGGUCGGGUGGCUGCUCACGCCAGCUGCAAAAGCUGGGCACCCCAAGAAGUUCCUUUAAACUACUUGCCACUCAGAACGACCCACCCAGAAGCAAACACUGCUCUGCUAUCUUUUGCCGUAAAUUAGUCUUGCCAGUUCUAAAACUUCAUAUAAAUGGAACCAUGUGAUUGUGGUGCUGGAGAAGACUCUUGAAAGUCCCUUGGACUGCAGGG
Molecule: messenger RNA, 552 nt
Organism: Bubalus bubalis (water buffalo)
Lineage: Eukaryota; Metazoa; Chordata; Mammalia; Artiodactyla; Bovidae
Exons: 3
Coding region: 1-507 (168 amino acids)
Source: RefSeq, a predicted model, not a curated record